GUAGUUUGACGUUUCAYACAUCAGAAGGCUUUUGGCUAGAAACUUGUGUUUAUUUUCUUUAGCGGACACCCAGUUAUCCUUGGUUCUAUCGUUAUUCUUGACAGGUACACAGUUGGAUAUAUACGUGGCUGUGUAAUACCGAAGAAAGUCUAAAACUUGUUACAAAACUGUCCCUUGGACGAUAAAUACACUAGCGUAGGGGCUAGUWACGUUAGUAGUUAGCCAAGUAUUUAGCUAAUUAGCUAGCUAGCAACAACAAGGAAAGAUGGGGUCGAUUCUUAGCCGGAGAAUCGCUGGCGUUGAGGAUAUUGAUAUCCAGGCGAAUUCUGCGUACAGAUUUCCACCGAAAUCGGGGAAUUACUUUGCCAGCCAUUUUUUCAUGGGAGGGGAGAAAUUUGACACUCCCCAUCCAGAGGGUUACCUAUUUGGAGARAACAUGGAUCUGAACUUCCUUGGAAAUAGGCCUGUACAAUUUCCGUACGUGACCCCGGCACCCCAUGAGCCUGUGAAGACCCUGAGAAGUCUGRUCAAUAUCAGAAAGGACUCCCUGCGCUUGGUCAGGUACAAAGAUGACACUGAUGCUCCAGUAGAGGAAGGAGGGAAGCCAAAGGUUCUGUAUGGUGUGGAGUUCACAUUUGACGCUGAUGCUCGUGUGGCUAUCACCCUGUAUUGCCAAGCUUUUGAGGAAUUCACCAAUGGGAUGGCAAUGUACAACCCAAAGGGCCCAGCCCUGGUUUCUGAGACUGUACACUAUAAGAGGGGUGUGAGCCAACAUUUCUCCCUGCCUUCUUUCAAAAUCGAUUUCACCGACUGGAAGGAGGAGGAUCUGAACUUUGAGCUGGACCGGGGUGUUUUCCCCAUGGUGAUCCAAGCUGUGGUGGAUGAAGGGGAUGAUUGCUUUGGACAUGCACAUGUGCUGCUGGCAGCCUUUGAGAGACAUGUGGAUGGCAGUUUCUCCGUCAAGCCUCUGAAGCAGAAGCAAAUUGUGGAUCGUGUGAGCUACCUGCUGCAGGAGAUCUAUGGAAUUGAAAACAAAAAUAACCAAGAGACCAAGCCAUCGGAGGAUGAGAACAGUGACAACAGCAAUGAGUGUGUUGUUUGUCUGUCAGACCUCCGAGACACCAUCAUUCUGCCCUGCAGACACCUGUGUCUCUGCAACUCCUGUGCUGACACCCUGCGUUACCAGGCCAACAACUGUCCUAUCUGCAGACUGCCCUUCCGAGCCUUGCUGCAGAUCAGAGCUGUGAGGAAGAAGCCUGGGCCGCUGUCYCCUGUGUCGUUCAGCCCUGUACUGGCUCAGACCAUGGACCAUGAUGAGCACUCGAGCUCAGACUCGGUUCCCCCAGGCUUUGAGCCCAUCUCUCUGCUGGAGGCCCUGAACGGCCUGCACUCUGUGUCCCCCUCCAUCCCCCCCGCCCCCCUCUACGAUGAUAUUAACUUCUCUGGGAGCCUGGUAGGGGAGGGUCGGCCGCUGGGCUCCCCAGAACACUCCGGUGACGGGGGCCUGCAGAAGGGCAAAGUCAGCAAGUCACCUGACAGCACCCUGAGGUCGCCCUCAUCACCCAUCCAGGAGGAGGAUGAGGAGAAGCUGUCUGAGAUGUCGGACGCCCAGCCUCACACACUGCUCUCCAGCAGCCCAGCUCCCACCGAGGCCACUGCAGCCGAGGAUGUACCGGAGUCCAUCUCCCCAGAUGAUGAGGACAGGCUGCACUCUGGAGGAGAGAGAGAGAUCCUUCAGGACUACAGCAGUGAACACAGCAGCCUGACCAAAACAGAGAGUGACCCGCCAGGGGACCUGUCUCUGCCAGGCUUUCCACGGUCAUCAGAGAGCCUGAAGAGUCAGAGUACCAACUGCUCCAGCCAGCCCCUCCUGUGUCCCCCCAGCAGCCUUCACAUGGAGGAUGAGCAACUUGACCCCUAACCUCUGGGCCCAACGCUUCUCCCUCUCUGGCGGAGUCCCAAUUCACUUUCUCGCAUGGAUUUAACAAUGGUGGRAACUCCCUCCAGUCAAUAAUUACACCAAUCCAAUGCUUUUAAAUCCAUGACGGGGAGUGUGAAAGUGCACAUUUAGCCUACAAUAUGAAUAAUUGGGACUUWGCCAUGGUCUCCUCCCAAACCCAUCCCUCCCCCAUGAUCCAGUCCCCUUGGGCCUUGUAGAAGACCACUCUCCUACUUUGGUCACCGAUUCAUGCCAUAACUGGCAUUGAUUCAAAAUGUGUUUGUGGUGGUCAUUGCAAGGAUUUACUAAAACCAUACUAUACCUUAACAAAAAAACAACAAGUCCGUAAUUAGAUUGCUUUGCAUACAUACAUUUAGGAGUGUGUAAUUGUUUAUCCAUUCUGGAUGGGGAUGUGGUGCAGUGGCGGACAUUGCAUGAUUCCAGUGGUUGAGUAUGACUACCAUCAUAUGGUGGUACUAGAAGCACACUCACUUUCAGUUUACUCUACUCAAAUUACUGCUUGACACUAAUUGUUUUAAAGAGCAUUAAUACCAUUCAUGUUGUAUUCAUCUAAACUAAUAACUUUUUUUAACUGUUAUUUCUUGGUGCUUGUAUGAUAUGAAACGUUUUUGAAAACAAACUUUGAAACAUUUCAGUGAUUUUUGACAUGAUUAAACAUGACAUAAUUUAA
This is a messenger RNA of Salvelinus sp. IW2-2015, 2630 nucleotides long. Its product is annotated as E3 ubiquitin-protein ligase MGRN1. Gene Ontology annotation, biological process: endosome to lysosome transport; negative regulation of G protein-coupled receptor signaling pathway; protein ubiquitination. Gene Ontology annotation, molecular function: ubiquitin protein ligase activity. The record is from RefSeq and is a predicted model, not a curated record. Gene Ontology annotation, cellular component: nucleus; cytoplasm; early endosome. Lineage: Eukaryota; Metazoa; Chordata; Actinopteri; Salmoniformes; Salmonidae.